UCAGAGUUCCCCUAAAUGUCAAGCGGGCGGCUUGGACGGGCGGGCGGGGCGGGCUCACUCGCACUCCCUCCCGGCCCUGCCGCCUGCCUCUCCCACCCAGGACGCGCCUCCCUCCCUCGGCUCAGUUCCUUGAGCUCCCUGUCUCCGACGCUGUCUUCUCCCGCCCGGCCGGAUCGGAUCCGAGCCGGAACAUGGAACCAAGGCAGCCCCCGGAGGCCCGAGAACCCGGACCAGGGGCAGAGACCGCCGCGGUGCCGCGCUGGGAGGAAGCCAAGACGUUCUAUGACAAUCUCUCGCCCAAGAAGAAACCCAAAUCGGCCUUGGCUCAUCCUGGUGACAGAGAUCGUAAGUUGUGGCCUGCCUGUCUCAGGAGUUUGGAGUGUGCCCACGGAGGCUCCAGAGAUGGUGGAUUCUCAGCCAAAGCCUCAGAAUGCGGUCACCAUCGCAGUGUCCUCCAGAGCCUUGUUCCGAAUGGAUGAGGAACAGAGGAUCUACACGGAGCAGGGUGUAGAGGAGUACGUACGAUACCAGCUGGAGCACGAGAACGAGCCCUUCAGCCCUGGGCCCGCCUUCCCCUUUGUAAAGGCCCUGGAGGCUGUGAACAAGCAACUUCGAGAGCUGUACCCCGAUAGCGAAGAUAUCUUUGACAUCGUCCUCAUGACCAACAACCAUGCUCAGGUGGGGGUUCGUCUCAUCAACAGUAUCAACCAUUACGACCUGUUCAUUGAGCGAUUCUGCAUGACAGGUGGGAAUAGCCCCAUCUGCUACCUCAAGGCCUACCAUACCAACCUCUACUUGUCAGCCGAUGCAGAAAAAGUGCGAGAAGCCAUUGAUGAGGGGAUUGCAGCUGCCACCAUCUUCAGCCCUAGCAAGGAUGUGGUCGUGUCCCAGAGUCAGCUCCGCGUGGCCUUCGAUGGGGACGCAGUACUUUUCUCCGAUGAGUCAGAGCGCAUUGUCAAGGCCCAUGGGCUGGACAGAUUCUUUGAGCAUGAGAAGGCCCACGAGAACAAACCUUUGGCGCAGGGUCCCCUAAAGGGCUUCCUGGAAGCACUAGGUAGGCUGCAGAAGAAAUUCUACUCCAAAGGCCUGCGGCUGGAGUGCCCGAUUCGUACUUACUUGGUGACAGCGCGCAGCGCAGCCAGUUCUGGAGCCCGGGCCCUCAAGACCCUACGUAGCUGGGGCCUGGAGACGGAUGAGGCCUUAUUCCUAGCUGGAGCACCCAAGGGCCCUCUUCUUGAGAAGAUCCGCCCACACAUCUUCUUUGAUGACCAGAUGUUUCACGUGGCCGGAGCUCAGGAGAUGGGCACCGUGGCCGCCCACGUGCCUUACGGCGUAGCUCAGAAUCCACGGAGGGAAAAGCAGUCCCUAGGCGCACAGUAGCUGAGCUACCUUGCUCCAGGCCCUGUCACGUUUCUGAACCGCGGCUGGUGAGCUUUUCAGGCUCCUCACUGUCCACCCUCCUGCAUGCCGCACUCAUCUCUCUGUACCAGGUACUCUUAGAACGUUAGGAAGACAGAGCCAGCAGUCUCGAAAUCCCUCCUGGGCAAACAUUGCCAUGACCCUGGCUAGAAAGCAGCACUCGGCAGAGUAUCCUGGGUGUCAGAGAGAAACUGGUGGGACAGAGAGUUGUGUAGACAGAGAAGCCAGCAUGCCUAAGGGCUUGGGAUGAGAACUAUCUCUAACGUAGCGCAAAGAACACUGUGUGAACGUGGGUAGAUUUAACAUCUAAAGCAGAUCUGGCAUGGAUGCAUGACUUAAGUUCCCCUUUUUCAUAAGCCUUGGCAUACUACCAUUUUUUUGGGUGGCUUUCAAUUUGUUCUUUAGCCAAAGAAGCUUGGUUUUAUAAGAUUGUGCACUAAAUUAAUCAUUUAGUGCUGGGGCUGCUAGUACCCACGGCACCUGUGUGGAUUACAAAAGGACACUGUCUAAGUGAAUGCAUUACAAAACUAAUGGCCCUUCCUUCCUCUGGCCCGAGCCGGGAUAUAGGCUAGAUUCCAGCCCUUUGCCCCUCAACCCCGAGGCCCAUCAAAUGAGAAGUGUGCACAGUGCUGCACAGUGCUGCACAGAUUCUCUCUCGAUAAUUUUUUCAUGUUUAGAAACCACUGCCCAAGGUGACCCUUUGCUUGCUGUGAUUUGCUAACCUGAGCCGUGGAGAGCUGCUACAUGCAAGGUGUUUGAAGAACUGAAGGGAGGAACGUCGCCCACAUGCAGAUUCUCCUCUAGCCAGCAGAGGGCACUGCAGGCUCUCUCUGAAGAAGGCUUCAGUGGCUCGCCAACUCUGGGUUUCCUUUGCCUCUAGCUUCAGGGCAAAGUUCAGUUAGUCCUGCCUGCCGGUCUCCUCAGCUCAGUCCUGGGUCUGCCAGUCAUUUCCACCUUCCGUGCUGUAAGGAAGUUCUCCUAACAGAGAAGGAACUCUAGCCCUAAAUAUGGAGAAACCACAGGCUCUAAAGCGAGUCGUUGUCCAGGCUGUGCCUGAGGUGUAGGUGCCACAGUGAGAUGUGGGAAGUAUCAGGUCUGUUCUGAAACCAAAGACGCUAAGAAAGUGGUAGCUUAGGGAGGAAUGAGUUGAAUGCGUCCCAGCAUGGUUCUGCUGUGGAGAGUGAGUAGAAGUCAGUCAGAGCUACCCCGGAAGUAAUACGCUGUCAUCAGGGUGCUAUGCAAAGGAUUCUGGGAUGAACCAGCCUUCCUGAGAGAUAUCCGCGGUUGAUCCAUCUUUGCAUGAAUCUCUACAGCCCUUUCUUCUCCACCUGAUGAGUGAUGGACCACCUCCUUCUUUGCUAAGCAGCCCUGGCACUCAGAGGAAGGGUGGAAGAGUGGAUGGUUGCCCCCCUUGGAAGACAAGAAAGGGCAAGCAUGAAUGUGUACAAUGAUUGCCUGGUUCCCACAGGGAUUUCAGCAAUGAGGGAACCCAGAAGCAUCAUCAGAGGGCCAGGAGCUGAGGAGGGCCAGAGGAGAGGAGCCUGGAGGUAGGGGGAAGGCAUCCGGGGACUCAAACCUCUGUCCUUCUAGGAUUUGAAUCAGGGUCUGAAUGAGUUCGUGUUCUGGGCAGUGUGUCCUGGAGUGACAGCUGCAGGAAGGAGGAGAAGGAAGAUGCAAGAACUCCCAGAAGUGAGUACCAGCUUGCUCUACGGGCAUGCAGAUGCUAUUCCUGGAAGGGACGUGAGGUUGACACCCACCACAGCUGCUUAACGGAGCCAUUGGCAUUAUUGCAGCCAGAAGGGUGUGGGGUGAAGGUGUCUUCACACAGGGUCGUUUUCGUCAUUAUAACCAGGACAUCAAAGUCUGCAAGGGGAUCUCCUUGCACUAUCUGUACCCCACUUCUGGCCAGAGAUGCCAUGUGGCCCAAGAACAGCUGCAAGAAGAGGAAACUGGGGUGACAGAGGAAGUUUCAAGGCCCUUUCCAUCUUCACUGGAUCGCACUAGAGCCCCUUGAAGGGUCUCAGCAGAGGCUCAUGGUCAGUGGUCACAAGAAUCUUGUAAGGAUAUGCAGAGCAGAGACUCACAGAUUGUCCUUAGGUUGCCCAGUCAGGAAAGACCUGUGGACUGUGAAGACAGCACCAGCUGCUGCUGAAUUUGGGAUGAGAUCUAGUGCCCAGGGCCUGCUCAUUGAAGGCUGCAGACCCUCCCAGGUUUCCCAGGAAACAGGAACAGUGCUGUGCCAGAAGUAAAAAGAUAAGGUGCAGUAAAGGGCUGUGGCUCUCACUGGAACCACCAUUAAUAGAUACAGACAGCACUUGACAGCGCAGAACGGUCCAAAUUCUAUUAUUGAGACCACAGAUGAGCAUCUCAAGCCUGGGCAGAAGCUUUUGAAGCUGGUACAACAGGCCAGAAGUCCUGGGGGCAGGCUCGAGCUGCAGCCAGACAGUCCUCCUGAUGGCCUCAAGAGCUGAGAAGCCUGGCAGUGUGAAGCUUUAUUUAUUGUGUUACCAGGAGAUUUAAAAACCGACUGAGCACCAAAGCCCCAGGCAAAGCCUUUAACUGCAACACUGGCGUAGAGGAGCCACAGAUCACCGGAGCUCUUUAGCUGGAAGUACCAUGUCCCUAUGUCUGGCAGAACUCUGCUCCUAGGAAGUGCUUGCCAACAGGAUUCCAGACCCAGUGGAACUGCCACUCAGCAGAACAGUAGCUCUGUUUGUUAUUAAGCAUGGAGACGGCUAAGAUUAUUACAGAACUCCCUUCAGGGGAGGGUGAUAUAGUUGGGCAUCUGGCUCAGUCGGAAGAGUGCUUGCCUACUGAAUUCAAAAGCCUGGAUUCACAACACACAACAAUGCAUAAGCUAGACAUGGUGGUGCACACCUACGAUCCCAACACCAGAGAGACAGAGACAGGGGGAAUCGGAAGGUCAGGGUGACCCUUGGCUGCAUAGCCAGUCCACAGCCAGUCUAGGGUCCAUGAGACCCCAUCACAAAAAGGAGAAAGCAAACCUUUACUUACGUGGUGGUCCAACUGCAUUCAUGGGAAUGCAGCAGAAUAUGCUAGAAAGAAAAUAGAAGCUAGCAAGGUGUUCAGAUCCAAAAUAGACUUGAUGGUACACCUGUAUUCAAUUAGUGUGUAUCCAUGCGGUCAAAGACAUGAUCAGAAUAUCAAAUGUGGUAAACAGCUCUGCCCCAAGUCCCUGGGGUAUCCCUUGAUACCAUCAGCUGCCCACACUCCUCCACUGGAAAUGCAUCUUGCCGUAAUCCAGCCUUCAUGAGAUGUUCCAGUACUGUGGCCCAUGACUACUCCCUAGCGGUAUCCUGACCAGGGAUCCUGAUCGGGAACCACCAUAAUUUGCUCAAAGUUACCCAGCUAGCAGAUGUCAGUGAUGGGACAACAAAGCCACCCUCACAAUGGAAUGUUCCAGAAUCCACUACAAACAUGACAAGCUGUCCUAUCUACUGUCAUGCUUGAAGUCACCAUCCCAUCAUGACAGUCCCCCUUACAAAGCCCAGGCUUGGCCUCAGAUUCUUCAGGCAGCAUUUCAGGAGGACAAGGAGAAGGAGGAGGAGGAAGAUGAGGAUGAAGAGGACGAGGAGGAUGAGGACAAGGACAAGGAGGACCAUUGGCCCCGUGGCUGGCAACUUUUCAGGAAAGGAUACCUGAGAACAAGUGUCCUGGGUUCUACCCUUAAGGCAAAGUGCAGAAACCUUGCUUGCCAGUAGGUGACACUGUAGGCUGGCACUCAGCUGUGCCAGUAGUGCAUGGCUUGAUUUUCUCUCCUAUGCUACUGGUUACUAUGCUGGACUCCAGCAGCCUAAAAGGACUUCCUUUAGGUGCUCUGACAAUGUUCCUGAAACAUCUCCAUAUGACGAGCUGAUGGCUCUCACCGAAAACCACUGUGACCUGUGUAUGGGGAAACAUUCAUGAAUGUGUGCCUCUGUACGGACUGAGUACGUAUUUAUGGGUGCCGCAGCUCGGAUUUCUCUGCUGGUGACUCUGUGUGCACAAGUGUGUCUGUGUCUCUGCGUGUCAUGCACACUUGCGAGCUUGGAGUGUGUACAGACAGUUAUAUUAGUUGAGGAUCCUGGGCCCCACAUGCUGAUGACCAGCGUUACUCCUGGGGACUCUCCUCAUCCCAUGGGCACUGCAUGGGAUCACCUGAGGGCCCUGAAGCCAGGCCUCUCAGUCUUCCUCUCUAGCUUUCUGGUUCUGUUCCACUUCUGUUGCCUCUGACUUCUCUGUCUCCUUCCCCUGUGGCUCUGCAGCUUUGGGGAGGAAGUGGCAGAAUCUGCCUCCACCUGACUCAAUCCCCACGCAUCUCUUCCCUCCCCGCAACAGUGCCAGGGUUAAUACGGUCCAAUUAGGAGCUAUCUCACGGCCACCACUAGGAAAGCUGACAUCUUACUGGGCCUCCUGCUCUUGUCAGACAUGCAAGACCUUUGACCUUGACUUGGAAGUGUCUCCCUGAUGCCCUCCACGUCACCCCCACCCCAGAGAACGAACAAAUUGUGUUUGCAAAGUUAGAGUUUCUCUAAGGCGAACCAAAAAUCUGCAGACUGGCAUUUCAUACUCCUAGCUCAGGCUGAAUGUGCCUUCAUGGCUGUCGGCCACUACUCAAGGCUAGGCUUGUAGCUGACACUGAUCAGAAAGCUGCCAAGGUCAUUGCAAACAUACUGUGUGUGUGUGUGUGUGUGUGUGUGUGUGUGUGUGUGUGUGUGUGUGUCAGGGGCCACAAACCCUGUGUCUACAGGAGCCACACAAGAAACAGGCGCAGAGGGCAUUGGGCAAGGUCUUGAGAAGAAAAAUAACAUCGAGAAUCCAGAAACCAGUAUACCCAUGUAGGAAUUUGGGCUGGUGGGCCCUGGUAUUCUAUCUUUUUGUUUUGUUUUCUGAGAAAUUAGAAAUCUGAACUUUCAAUUAUUGGCAACCAUUUCAAGUUUAGAAAACUUUGUAUAGCCCAAAAGAAGCUUUUGUUGUUAGUCAGAUCCACCUCUCCAAUCUCCAGUUUGCUUUCUGCCUGAAGCCCAAUGAAUUGGGACUUUUAGACUCAAAUUACUGAGAAUGGAAGAGACAUUACUCUCAAAAUCACAGCUUGUGGUCUUUAGGAGACCUCAGAGAUGACAUAAAAUAUCCCUGGUGUAUUUUAAGUGCUUGGGUACGAGCCAGGCUUGGCAGUGCACACCUGUUAUCCCGGCACUAAAGAAACUGGGAUUGGACCAUGCUAAAUUCAAAGCCAGCCUGGCCUACAUAUGAAGACUCUAUUUAAAAAAAAAACCUGAAUAAUAAUGGAUAUGGUUGGUGGUGCACGCCUUUGAUCCCAACACUUUGGAGACAGAAGUAGGUGGAUCUCUGAGUUCAAGGCCAGCUUGUUCUUCCAAGCAAGCUCCAGGGUGGUCAACACAGUGAGGUCCUGUCUUAAAACUAAAGCAAGCUGGACUGUGGUGGCCCACACCUUUAAUCCCAGCACUAGGGUGGCAGAAGUAGGCAAAUCUGAGUUCUAGGCCAGCUAGGGUCUCACUCUGUCUCUCUGGUCUAUAGGACUACCUUGAGGAACCCUGUCUUGAAAAAAAAAAAAAAAACCCAAAAGACCAAAAAUAAAAUAAAACAAAACAAAAACUGAAUGAAUGGGCACAAACUUUAGUUUUAAAAUAACACACCUAUAAACUUCCAACUUCCUCUUUCAACAGUGUCUGAGUGUCCUCUGCUCAGAACAAGAGCAAGGACAAAGCCCACAUCUCACAGUAGUCCCCUGCUGUCUCCAUUCUCUACCACCCUGGGCUCCUUCUCCUGACGCCUCUGCCUUGCUGUUUGGCAUAACCCCCUCCCCGAAGUGCCUCCUUGGAGAACUAGAGCCCAUGUGCUCCUUUGUGUGACGUCCUUACCUGGGACCUGAGUGGGCACACACCUUUCUUAGCACCGCUCCUGAGCCUGCUCUCAGCACAUGGCGGGGGUAGGGGGGCUGCUCUGUCCACUCCCCUCCUGGUCACAUGACAAAGGAUGCUGCGAGCUUAUCACUGUGAGUCCCUUCCUCACGCCAGCCUAUGCCCUCGUCUUACAAGGGCUUCUGGUUCUUAAAAGCCAUUCAAAUAAAUAGCCAUUCAAAUAUGUGUAUAUUGUCUUGUUUUCUUCCUUCCUUUUCUUCCUUUUCCUUUUUUAAAAAAAGCUCAUUAUAAGUGAAUCUAGAAGUUGGAAUAAACCCUAAGAAAUCCAGCUCUGUUGUCGUUUUGAGACAAGUCUCACAGUUGUGAGCUGCCUUGCGGGUGCUGGGUAUAGAACUGGAUCGUCUGGAAGAAUGCACUUAACUUCUGAGCCAUCUCUCUAACACUGCUCUCUCUCUCUCUCUCUCUCUCUCUCUCUCUCUCUCUCUCUCUCUCUUGAUGUGUGUGUGUGUGUGUGUGUGUUGUUUUUAAGAUUUAUUUAUUUUAUGUAUGUGAGAACACUAUUGCUCUCUUCAGACACACUAGAAGAGGACAUCAGACCCCAUUACAGAUGGUUGUGAGCCACCAUGUGGUUGCUGGGAUUUGAACUCAGGACCUCUGGAAGAGCAGUCAGUGCUCUUAACCACUGAGCCACCUCUCCAACCCUCAUUUUGUAUUUUUUUUUUCUGUAUAACCCUGGCUAUCCUGGAACUUGCUCUGUAGACCUGGCUGGCCUUGAACUUGGAGAUCGGCCUGCCUGUGCCUCCUGAGUGCUGGAGUUAAAGGUGUACACCACCAUCCAUCCCAUUCCAGCUCUUUUUAUUUCUGUUCUUUUUCCAAUGCCUGGGUGUAGGCUGGGCCACUAUGCCUUUAUUCCUUGCACAGGCGGUGGCUCUCUGUGAGUUUGAGGCCAGCCUGCUCUACAAGGCAAGUUCAAAGCCAGGCAGGGGCACACAGUGAAGCAUGCUUUCCCGGAUGCUCUGGGCUUCCUCACUCUCACUGAAACAUCCCCUGUCCUUCCACCAUGGCACGGUUUUCUGUUUUCUCUCUUCCUCUUCUCUCCUCUACAGCUGUGUGGAUUUACAGCUUGCUUGCUCUGAUGUUUUCCUCUUAGAUCGUAAUAAAAUUGUCCUCAGACUUCAGAAAGAAAAACGAGGUCUUGCCAUUUAGCCCAGGCAAGUCUCAAACUCAAAAUCCUUCUGCCUCAAAUUUCCCAAGUUCUGGAACCUCAGAAAUGUGCCACCAAACCUGACUCAAAAUCCCAUGACUGAGCUCUCUCCAUAGACCCUGCUUCAUGAGGGGAGACUCCAAGAUGGUAGACUCCAGAAAGGCAAGCUUUUCCUCAUCAACGUGACAGGCUCUGGAAUCAGCUACACUGAGUUACAACCCCAACUCAGUGUGGGAUCAUCCUACACAAGGGUAUGAAUAUCCGAAGUGAGGCAAUGCGGGCCAUUUUGUGGGUUGGCUAAACAUCUCAGCCUUGUGACACAUCUGUCGUCUAGAGUCUGGGCGCACUGCUGUGGAAGCCAGUUAAGUUGAGACAGGAAGCUCACGCUAAACGUGAGUAACGCCAUUCUCUAGGCUCGGACCCUAGACUAUAUAGGAAGAAUGGGAGCUGAACACAGUCCCGUGUGUCCCUCUGCUUCCUGACUGCUACCUAAUGCCCUGGCUUUCUUGCCAUGAUGGCUUCCUUGCCCUUGAACUGUGAGCUAAAGUAAAGCCUUUCUCCCUUAAGUUGCCUUUGUCGGGGUUUUAUCAAAGCAACAAGAGUGGAUGCCAACACACCCCAGUGGAGCUCCUGAUGUCGACUCUAUUUGCUCUGGCGCUGCCAUGGGUGAGGAUGGAUCAGAAGAGGCAGAAAGGACGUGACAUUAAGGAAGAGGAUGAGCUGACUCCCACCCCAGCCCUCCUCUGGUGCCAUAGCAUCUUCAUUUCACCAUGCUGGCAGAGCAGGAAUCCAGGAAAAGCUUCAUCCAUCUUCUAUGAGUCACAAGCCCAAUUCAGUGCGUGACGAGCCUACACGAGGGUGCAAAUGUCAGAAGUGAAGCAGUGUGGGCCAUUUUGGGGUUUGGCUACGCAUCUCAACCCUCCCUCUGCCUGAUGUAGCAAGAAGCAUGUCUUCUGACCGUAAGACUAGACCCAAAUGUGCCUCCUUGAUCCUCUAACCUUAAGUCUGCUCCCUCUCCACCUCACAUACCUGGUCCCAGGCAUGAGAGGCAUGAGGUCUUCUACCUCCUUCCUCACAUCUCAGGUCCAGCAGGUGCCUUCAGGAGCCUUAGAGCCUCCGUCUUGGGCAAUGUCACAGCAAGUGUGCGCUCAGAUGUCUUCAUGAGACAUUUGAAUAAUGUCCGUUGGCUCGUGAUACUGGAACUAUUCACAGCUGUCCAGGGCCAGGGGAUCGUGUCCAUGGCAACGGAAACAGCUGGAAUAGAGGACAGGUGGUGCCCAAUACCUUCUGUUUUGUGGCUGCACUGCCGUGACUGAACCCUCUGCUUUCCAAAAUGCUCUCAAAACUGGAUUUGAGAACGAAAGGCUGGUGACAAGGCUGUGACUUGAAUGGGGGGGAGUGAGGGGGGGUUGGGGAGGAGGGGGAGCAACAGAGUAGGAAGCUCCUGAACAUUGUUCUCCCUUUUUGCCCUUCCUUCCUACUUGCUGAGCUCAUGGGUGACCCAAGGGCUACAUAGUCUCCUCCUUUUCUUUUGCUUAUUGGCCACACUUUAACUCCCAGUAAGUCACUUUUUAAAAAGAGGUACGUUUGGUAACUAUACCAUAGUUCAUGAGGAUUCACUGUGUUCUUUACAAGAUAUGUCUAGGACUGAACAGAAGACUUGGUGGUUAAGAGCAUUUGCUGCUCUUACAGAGGACCCAGGUUCUGUUCUCAGCACCCACAUGGUGACUCUGACCUUGGAGGGCAUUGGGCUAUUCAACUGCCCUAGAACCCAAGCUGACUUUAAGCUUGUGACUUAUGAGCCUGAAUUAUCCUCCUGGAUACGGGAAUUAUCACCAUGUCUUUCUAUAUGGUAUUAUUGAAAAUGCAAAGAUAAUAGAUACUCGUGUUCCCACCAUAGGAGUGACAGCUAUACGAGGUAAUAUUUUGUUUGGUUGGUUUUUGUUUGUCGAAACAGGGUCUGACUUGUAGCUUUGGCUGUGCCGGAACUCCCUCCCUACGUGGACUAGACUGACCUUGAACUCACUGAGAUUUGCCUCCUUUUGCUUCCUGAGGGGUGGGAUUAAAGGCAUAGACACCAUGUGCAGCCUAGGUAGUAUAUUGGUAAUAGCUAGAUUUAACUAUCCCACUGUGUAUAUAUACUUCAUGUAUAUUGUCAAGUUGUCCGUGAUAAAUAUGAAUAACUUUAUAGGUCAAUUAAAACAUUUCAGGAGGA
Rattus norvegicus (Norway rat) is the source of this 10720-nucleotide messenger RNA. Lineage: Eukaryota; Metazoa; Chordata; Mammalia; Rodentia; Muridae. The record is from RefSeq and is a predicted model, not a curated record.